Anneissia japonica is the source of this 594-nucleotide messenger RNA. RefSeq lists its product as uncharacterized. The record is from RefSeq and is a predicted model, not a curated record. Bases 1 to 594 code for a protein of 197 amino acids. Lineage: Eukaryota; Metazoa; Echinodermata; Crinoidea; Comatulida; Comatulidae. The transcript has a single exon.
AUGCCGGGAACUGUCCACCUCGAAACAAACGAAACUGCAACACCAACGGCAAUGCCGCCGCGACGCGUUCCAGUAGCGAUAAAACAAACGCUCAAGAAUGAACUCGCUCGUUUGGAAACACGUCAAAUCAUUACAAAGGUUAUUGAACCAACAGACUGGGUAUCGUCAUUAGUCGUUGUCCACAAAUCGAAUGGGAAAAACAGGAUAUGUAUUGAUCCCCAACAUUUAAACACUGCUUUGAAACGUGGACACUAUCCGCUUCCUGUGAUCGACGACAUUUUGUCACAUAUAUCGAACGUGAAGGUCUUUUCUAAAGCAGAUUGCAAAGAUGGAUUCCUACAGUGCGAACUAGACACAGAGUCAUCUUACCUCACGAACUUCCAGACGCAUUGGGGCCGAUAUCGCUACAACAGAAUGCCAUUUGGCAUCAGUCCUGCCCCAGAGAUUUUCCAACAGAAACUAGACCAAAAUUUAGAAGGUUUCGAUGGAGUAUUCAUAAUUGCCGAUGACAUCUUGAUCACUGGACGCGGUGACACACUCGAUGACGCGAAUCGCGAUCAUGAUGCGAAUCUAAGCGAAUUCAUGCAACGAUGA